Molecule: messenger RNA, 1269 nt
Organism: Besnoitia besnoiti
Lineage: Eukaryota; Apicomplexa; Conoidasida; Eucoccidiorida; Sarcocystidae
Exons: 1
Coding region: 1-1269 (422 amino acids)
Source: RefSeq, a predicted model, not a curated record
AUGUGUCUUUUUUUUGUGAGUUGGCUGGCGGUAUGUCCGCUGGUGUUUUCACAGGGAUCCCUUGUCCCUGCUAAUUCUGGUGAUAAGCAGGUCGCAGUUGAGUGGGCUGAUGGUGUUCAUGUCUCGGAGGAAGUUCCCGUCGCCGGGACAGAUGCGACGGGGGGGUCGCGGGUUUCUGUCCAUGGAAAGCAGCAGACAGCUGCUGCGGGCGUCGUCGGCCGCCGGAAGGUUUUUGUGGCGGCUGCGUUGGUUGCGUCGAUUUCUCUCGUGGCAGCUGUUCUUCUGUACAAGUAUGUGAGGUGCGUGAAGGACCGGAAGGCGCGGCGAGCGUCGGGGUUGUUGCGGGAUCGCCUCGCGGCGGCGGGCGAAGGGGAGAGUCUUGAUGACGAUGAUGUGAAGAAGGCUUGUGCAGCGGCCGUAGUUUGGGGCUUCGGUAGUGGGGAGGACGAGGGUCUCGAUGAAGGUGCAUCGCAUGCUUAUAAGUCUUCACUGCAAGGAGCUGAAUCGCCCGAGGCUCCAGCGGGCGGCUCCUUGUCGACUGGGCCAACUUGGGACUGGAAGCCGCAUCCAGAGUCUGAGGACGAACCCGAAGGCCCUGAGGAACCGCCUGACGCCUCGGAAGCCCUACACGGAGGGGGAAACGGCGGAAAACAUGUGAAGUCCCCCGGCAAGCCGGAUCCGGAGGAGCCUCCCGAAGGUGCAGAGGGGGGGCAGGGAACCCCUGUCGGAGAGGGUGAGGGCGGUGCCACAGAUGGUGAAGGAGAAUUGCAUAUUUUGGCUAUAGACGACGAGCCGAAGAACAUCCGCAAUGUUGUAGAGGAUUUGAAGGUUAUCAGAACUGCGCUAGAAAACGUUAUGCCUCGCCAGGGGAGGGCCUUUUCAAGUGAGCUGUUCACGAGUGUGUUUGAAAAACAAAUGGGCCUUCUGACUAAAGUUGUGGACCAUGCGACGGAAUUGGCCCUUUCGCUGGAAGAAGCGUUUAUAUUUUCGACUGAGGUUAUAGUUGUAGGCGACGACUCCGGAGUGAGGCUUGGGAAAGCUAGAGCCGCCCUGAUGAACCUUGUUGAGAUGCUGUACGACGCGCUCAAUUUGACGGGUCGGGUUUUCCAGAGGGCGAGCAUGGUGCGACAGCAUGUAGCGCACGACGAGUUCAUUGUUGGGGGAUUCCUGUUGUCUCGUAUCAGUAACCUGGGGAGAGGAUUAUGGUCUUUGCAAUACAGCGAUAGUGAAGGAGAGAGCUCAGAUGAGGAGAGCAAUGACAAUGACUGA